Molecule: messenger RNA, 1793 nt
Organism: Daucus carota subsp. sativus
Lineage: Eukaryota; Viridiplantae; Streptophyta; Magnoliopsida; Apiales; Apiaceae
Product: GATA transcription factor 19-like
Exons: 10
Coding region: 536-1612 (358 amino acids)
Biological process (GO): regulation of DNA-templated transcription
Molecular function (GO): protein binding; zinc ion binding; sequence-specific DNA binding
Source: RefSeq, a predicted model, not a curated record
UUCUAUCAGGGCAUCUUUUCUCAAAAUUUCAACUCGUAAUAUUUAUUUUAUAUUUAUUUAUUUAUUUUAUCAUUUUUCCUAAAUAAGAAACGCAUUUCAUUUGUUGAAAAUGAUCAGAAAUAUGUUAAAAUGGAGUAGAAAAAGAGUUUUUAUUACAUUUUUUUCCCGAAAGCGAGAUGUAAAAAUUCAUUGACUAGUCAAAGUAAAGAAACAAGGAAAGUUUCCAAAAAUAGGGUCUUUAAUGAAACAUCUGAUCCUAAGCAGGACACGCAAAUAUUUCUAUAUAUAUCCAUUCUAUUUUUAUUUUAAAAUUUAUUAAUAAUAAUUGUCAUUUGUCGUGUUUCUAGGUAACACCGUCAUCAUCGUUACUUAUUACAGCAUCUGCACUUGCUCAACUUCCACUUCCACUUUAUUACACUUCUCAAUUAUACAUCUAUUAGGGUUAGGGUUUCCAUUUCAACCAUUACAGAAACACAUAUUUCCAUUUAUAUCUUAUCAAUAAUAUUUUAUUGAAGCUCACUGUACUUGUUUAGUCAUGGCGGCGCCGCUUCAAGCUCGUCCGUACAAUAAUAUGCAAGUUGAUGAUGACGACGACGUCGUUGAGUACGAAGAAGAAGCUGCUUUUGAUGAUGAUUAUAUUGAUGAUGAGAUUGAUGAUUGUCGCGUGGCGGAUGUGAAUACGACGCCGCAGCGCCACCAGCAGCUUAGUUAUAAUAUUAGUGGUAGUGGUGGCCUUGUGGUGGCGUCGCGGACUAGUGAGCUUAGUCUUGCUUUCGAAGGGGAGGUUUAUGUGUUUCCGGCUGUUACUCCUGAGAAGGUGCAAGCUGUGCUCUUGCUUUUGGGGGGACGUGAUACACCUGUUGGAGUGCCCCCUGAAAUUUCUUUUGUUCCGGACAACAGGGUCAUGACUGAUUCACCAAAACGUUCAAAUCUUUCAAGGAGAAUAGCAUCUCUUGUUAGGUUCCGUGAAAAACGGAAAGAGAGAUGCUUUGACAAAAAGAUAAGGUACACAGUCAGGAAAGAGGUUGCUCAGAGGAUGCACCGGAAAAAUGGACAAUUUGCGUCCCUGAGAGAAGACUGUCGGUCUUCUAAUUUGGAUUCUCAAAGGAGUUUGCCCCAAGGAGAUGGUUCGUGUCAUUUAGAAACUUUAAAUCUCCGCAGGUGCCAUCAUUGUGGUGUUAGUGAAAGUUCUACUCCUGCUAUGCGUCGUGGACCCGCCGGACCAAGGACAUUGUGUAAUGCAUGUGGGCUUAUGUGGGCCAAUAAGGGAACAUUAAGAGAUCUCCGUAGAGGAGGAAGGAAUCAUCCGGUUGAUCAAGUUGAACUGGGAACACCAGCGAAAAUCAAGCCUUUACUUCUUGAAGACCAACAUUAUGCUGGAACUGUUGAUGAUUUAGUUAUUCCAGAAGAUCCUUCCAAGGCUAUUGUUGAAGUAGCAAAUCAUCAUCAAUCUAUCGACCCAGAUAAAGAUUUUCCCGAUACGGCUGAAGCGCUUGCCAAAAGUUUGCCUAUUGAAAUUGGCAGUCCCUUGGGCACCCUUGAUCAGGAUACGCUUGUUGACUUUGCAGAUACUUCAGAAGCAGAGAUGGAUAUUCCUACUAACUUUAAUUAGUUUGUUUUCUUAAAGACAAACAGAACAUGUAUAGAAACUUGCGUUGUAGUUCUCUCUGUUGUGUGUGUUUGUACAGAUUACCUGAGGGCCAUGGCCAGUCCAAAUAGAGUUCUUUGUUGCAACAAUUUUAAUGUGUAAUUGUUUUAUGAUAAAUGCGUCAUUUUGUCCUAUUUUCCCAAAA